CUGAUAUAAUAACUCAGAAGAAGGAACGAGCAACCCAAAGGCACAUUCCGUCGUCGUUUUUCUUCUUCUUCUCUCCAUAUUCGAAUCUCUCUCUCUCUCUCUCUCUCUAGGAGCAACUCCUUUGGACAAUCUUUCUCUCUCAUCUGUUUCUGUUUUGAUUUUUAGUUCUGACUUAACACUCUUGUCAUCGCAAUUCUGAUUCUGCUUCAAUUCCUUGUGAUGCAAUCUGGGAUGAACAGUGGUGGAUGAUCAAAGUGUUUCUUCUCGACUUCUCUAUGUUUACUUGAGAGAUCUGACUGAUACGUUAAAUCUCUCCUGGAGCGUCAGAAAAAUAGGACAGCAAUGAAGCGGAUGAGAGAUGAUGUUUACUCAUCUGGGUCUCAGUUUAAACGUCCUUUUGCCUCUUCUCGACGCGAAUCGUCAUAUGUGCAAUCUCCAAUCCCUGCAAGUGGUGGCACCGGAGGAGGAGGAGGAGGAGGAGGAGGGAGCAUUGGUGAUGGGGAAAUCAACUCUCAGAAACUGACAACCCAUGAUGCUUUGUCCUACUUGAAGGAUGUUAAACAGAUGUUUCAAGAUCAGAUGGACAAAUAUGAUAUGUUCCUUUCGGUUAUGAAAGACUUCAAGGCUCAUAGGACCGAUACAUCUGGUGUGAUUGCACGAGUCAAGGAGCUGUUUAAGGGGCAUAACAAUUUGAUUUUCGGGUUUAACACUUUUCUGCCUAAGGGUUGUGAAAUAACUCUUGAUGAAGUAGUAGAAGAAGAAGAAGAAGAAGCUCCACCUAAAAAAACUGUUGAAUUUGAAGAAGCCAUCUCUUUUGUAAAUAAAAUUAAGAGACGGUUCCAGCACAGUGAAGAUGUCUAUAAGUCUUUCUUGGAGAUCUUAAAUAUGUAUCGUAAGGAUGAUAAGGACAUCACUGAGGUUUACAAUGAGGUAUCGACUCUUUUUGAGGACCACCCGGACUUGCUUGAAGAGUUUACUAGGUUUUUGCCAGAGUCUUUGGCGCCUCACUCAGCUGCCCAGUUAAUCCGAAGUCAGGCCCAACGAUAUGAUGACCGAAGAGGAUCAGGCCCUCCUGCUGUGCGUCGAAUGUUAUUAGACAAGGAUCGCCGCCGAGGAGAAAGAGCUGUUGCUUAUCGGGGUGACCGUGAUCAUAGUGUUGAUCGUUCUGACCUUAAUGACGACAAAGCAAUGGUUAAGAUGCACAGAGAUCCGAGGAAACGAGUCGAGAAGGAGAAUAGAGAAAGGAGACGCCGUGAUUUGGACGAUGGAGAAGCAGCACAAGAUAACUUGCACCAUUUUCAAGAGAAAAGGAAGCCAUCCAGAAAAACGGAGGGGUUUGAAGCUGAUUCUGGUCAUGCGUCACAUUCUGAGAAAAACAAUCUAAAAGGCAUGUACAACCAAGCAUUUGUGUUUUGUGAGAAAGUCAAGGAGAAAUUAUGCAGCGAAGAUGAUUAUCAGACAUUCUUGAAGUGUCUCAAUCUUUUCAGCAGUGGUAUUAUCCACAGGAAACAACUGCAGAAUUUUGUUUCUGAUCUGCUUGGCAAAUUCCCUGAUCUCUUGGAUGAGUUCAAUCAGUUCUUCGAGCGUUGUGAGAGUACUGAUGGUUUCCAGCACCUCGCUGGCGUUAUGAGCAAAAAAUCACUUAGCAGUGAUGAACAUAUAUCUAGGCCAAUGAAGGUAGAGGAGAAAGAAAGAGAUCACAAACGUGACCUUGAGGCUGCUAAGGAAAAGGAGCGUUCCACGGAAAAAUACAUGGACAAAUCUAUUCAGGAGCUUGAUCUAUCUGAAUGCGAGCGUUGCACUCCUAGCUACCGGCUCCUUCCUUCGGACUAUCCAAUACCUUCUGUGCGCCACAGACAGAAAUCAGGAGCUGCUGUUCUAAAUGAUCACUGGGUUUCUGUCACCUCAGGAAGUGAAGACUCCUUUAAGCACAUGCGCAGAAACCAAUAUGAAGAAAGCUUGUUUAGAUGUGAAGAUGACAGAUUUGAGUUGGAUAUGCUGUUGGAAUCUGUGGGAUCUGCUGCGAAGAGUGCAGAAGACUUGUUGAAUAUUAUCAUUGAGAAGAAAAUAAGUUUUGAGGGCUCCUUCCCGGUUGAAGAUCACUUCACAGCCCUAAAUUUAAGGUGCAUAGAGAGACUUUAUGGCGACCAUGGUCUAGACGUGACAGACUUAAUACGUAAGAAUCCAGCCGCUGCACUUCCUGUAAUUCUCACUCGUUUGAAGCAGAAACAAGAUGAAUGGACAAAGUGCCGUGGAGAUUUUAAUGUGGUCUGGAAGGAUGUGUAUGCGAAGAACCAUUAUAAAUCACUUGAUCACCGCAGCUUCUAUUUUAAGCAGCAAGAUUCUAAGAAAUUCAGUGCAAAAGCGCUGGUGACUGAAAUCAAGGACCUUAAAGAGAAGUCUCAGAAAGAAGAUGAUGUUCUUCUGUCUAUUUCUGCUGGUUACAGACAACCCAUCGUUCCUCACUUCGAGUAUGAAUAUCUCGACAGAACUAUUCAUGAGGAUCUAUUCAAACUAGUUCAAUUUUCGUGUGAGGAGAUAUGUUCUUCAAAAGAUCAGAUCAGUAAAGUAUUGAGGCUCUGGACCAAUUUCCUGGAGUUGAUGCUUGGUGUUCCACCCAGGGACAAGGGGUCAGAUUCUGUUGAAGAUGUUGCAGAAACCAAACAUCACGGUGCACUUACCAGUGGGGAUGAGUAUGCUUCAUCUGGGGUCUCCAAACAUGGCGGGACUGGUUUGUUGAACAGAGAUUCUUCAGCAAAAGAUAAUUGUAAGGAUGCUGAUACGGCUAGUAAAGAUAUGGCCACCUGUUCUGCUGUAAACCCACAGAAAGAUCUUGAAACUGGAAAUGGAGCCGAUAAAAGAUCCGGAGAUGUUGAUGAAAGAGUAGUCACUUCAAGUGCAUCAUUCCCUAGUGGGGUAGAAAACAACAAUGGUAAAGUAGGAAGCGGAGAUCCGUCAGGUGCACUUGAUAUUUUAUCCAAACCGAGUGACGCUACCGAUAACAUUGACACCCUUCAGCGUACCCAGGUUGGUGAUAUUGGCAGAACUACAGCUAUAGCAAAUGGAGUGCAGUCAGAUGCUUCUAAAGCCAACAUUAAUUACGAUGAAUCUGGUGCUCCAUCCAAAAUUGAGAAGGAGGAAGGUGAACUGUCACCUACUGGUGAUUCCGAAGACACCUAUACUGUUUAUGAAGAUCAGGGAUUGAAGUCUACUGCCAAAUCAGAACAUUCUGUUGAAGCUGAAGGAGAAAAUGAUGGUGAUGAUGCUGACGAUGAGGAAGGUGAUGAUGCUUCAGAAGGUGGUGAGGACGCGUCGGGAACUGAAUCUGUUGGUGACGAGGGUUCACAGGACGAUAAUGGUGUUGAGGAAGAGGGUGAUCAUGGCAAAGCUGAAAGUGAAGGAGAGGCAGAGGGUAUGGAGUCGCAUCUUAUAGAAGACAGUGGGUUGCUUCCAUUGUCAGAACGUGUUCUAUUAUCCGUUAAGCCUCUUUCAAAGCAUGUAGCUGCAGCGGCUCUGCGUGAUGAGGGAAAACAAGAUUCCAGAGUUUUCUACGGGAAUGACGAUUUUUAUGUUCUUUUCAGGCUUCAUCGAAUACUGUACGAGAGAAUCUCCUCUGCAAAAACGUAUUGCACAGGCGGUGACAUGAAUCGGGGAAGCACGAAAAAUUCUUAUGCAAGGUUUAUGAGUGCUCUGUUUAGUCUGCUUAAUGGCUCAGCUGAAAGCUCCAAAUUUGAGGAUGAAUGCAGAGCUAUUAUUGGAAACCAAUCAUAUGUUUUAUUCACCUUGGAAAAACUGAUUUACAAAUUAGUUAAACAGCUUCAAGCUGUUGUAGCUGACGAUACUGACAACAGGCUUCAUCAGUUGUAUGAGUAUGAGAAAUCUCGGAAACCUGGGAGGGUCGUUGACUCGGUGUAUUAUGAAAACGCCAGGAUCCUCCUUCACGAUGAAAACAUUUACCGGUUGGAAUGUUCGUCCUCUCCGCCUCGUCUGUCAAUCCAGCUUAUGGAUAAUGUAAUCGAAAAGCCCGAGGCUUGUGCAGUUUCCAUGGAAACCACGUUUGCAAAUUAUCUGCAAAAGGAGUUUCUUUCCAACUCAUCAGGGAGAAAAUUAGUGCCACAGGCUAUUGUUUUACAACGGAACAUGCGUGGAUACUCUGGUCUGGAUGAUCUUGCAGUAGCCUGCAAGGCAAUGGAAGGUGUAAAAGUAAUUAAUGGCCUUGAGUGCAAGAUGUCUUGCUCUUCCUACAAGAUUUCGUAUGUUUUGGACACGGAGGACUUCUUCCACAGGAAGAAGAAGAAGAAGCAGAAGAAGAGCGACAACCUGUCACAUAGCAGAUCAAUGCAGCAACGCAAGUUGAAUAGAAUAAAAAGAUUCCACAGCUUUCUUUCAGCUUCAAGAUGACGACAAGAACAGCAAAAAAAGCUAUCUUCUAUCUUUUACUUCAACAAACAAGGAAGGUUAGAGACAGACCAAGCUCUCUCUCUCUCUCUCUCUCUCUCUCUCUCUCUCUCUCUCUCUCUCUGCAACUUUCUCGUUAGUUUUCUGUGUAGUUCUUUGCACAGUAGUGUGUAUUUUUAACUAAUUUUGGAUCUUGUUAAUGUAUGGUUGUAAAUAUUGGAAACACAUACAUGAUUAUCCUCUUUAGUUUGUAUCUACAAACAUAGAAAGGUUCAAAGGAUUUUAUAUAAAAUGAUUUUCAUUGUU
Molecule: messenger RNA, 4704 nt
Organism: Raphanus sativus (radish)
Lineage: Eukaryota; Viridiplantae; Streptophyta; Magnoliopsida; Brassicales; Brassicaceae
Product: paired amphipathic helix protein Sin3-like 2
Exons: 23
Coding region: 343-4401 (1352 amino acids)
Biological process (GO): negative regulation of transcription by RNA polymerase II
Cellular component (GO): chromatin; histone deacetylase complex
Molecular function (GO): transcription corepressor activity
Source: RefSeq, a predicted model, not a curated record